AUGGCCCCACCUCUGAAUACCAUCACACGGAAGGCCCUCGAACACCUGACGUACACCCUAAAGUGGAAGAAGCUGCCAGGGACAAUUAACGCGACAGCCAACAUGCAGGCCCAUAAGCCCGCCCCAAACCACGUUAUCUUCAAAAAGAUCUCCCGUGACAAAUCGGUCACCAUCUACCUGGGGAAGAGAGACUACAUAGACCAUGUUGAACGAGUUGAGCCUGUGGACGGCGUCGUACUGGUGGAUCCUGAGCUCGUGAAGGGCAAGAGAGUGUACGUAUCUCUGACGUGUGCCUUCCGCUACGGCCAGGAAGACAUCGAUGUGAUCGGCCUGAGUUUCCGCAGGGACCUCUACUUCUCCCAGGUCCAGGUGUUCCCUCCCGUGGGGGCCUCAGGCGCCACCACGAAGCUGCAGGAGAGCCUGAUUAAGAAGCUGGGGGCCAACACCUACCCCUUCCUGCUCACGUUUCCUGACUACUUGCCCUGUUCAGUGAUGCUGCAGCCAGCUCCGCAAGAUGUGGGCAAGAGCUGUGGGGUCGAUUUCGAGAUCAAAGCAUUCGCCACACACAGCGCAGAUAUGGAAGAGGACAAAAUUCCCAAGAAGAGCUCUGUGCGUUUGCUGAUCCGGAAGGUACAGCACGCGCCACGCGAGAUGGGUCCCCAGCCCCGAGCCGAGGCCUCCUGGCAGUUCUUCAUGUCGGACAAGCCCCUGCGCCUCGCCGUCUUACUCAGCAAAGAGAUCUAUUACCACGGGGAGCCCAUUCCUGUGACCGUGACCGUGACCAACAGCACAGAGAAGACAGUGAAGAAGAUUAAAGUGCUAGUGGAACAAGUGGCCAACGUGGUUCUCUACUCGAGCGACUAUUACAUCAAGCCGGUGGCUGCGGAGGAAACACAGGAAAAAGUGCCACCAAACAGCUCGCUGACCAAGACGCUGACACUGGUGCCCUUGCUGGCCAACAACCGCGAGAGAAGGGGCAUCGCCCUGGACGGGAAGAUCAAGCAUGAGGACACGAACCUGGCCUCCAGUACCAUCAUAAAGGAGGGAAUAGACAAGACCGUCAUGGGGAUCCUGGUAUCUUACCAGAUCAAGGUGAAGCUCACAGUGUCAGGCCUUCUGGGAGAGCUCACCUCCAGUGAAGUGGCCACUGAGGUGCCGUUCCGCCUCAUGCACCCUCAGCCAGAGGACCCAGGUCAUUUUCAGGAUGAAAAUUUUGUUUUUGAGGAGUUUGCUCGCCAAAAUCUGAAAGAUGCAGGAGAAUAUAAGGAAGAGAAGACAGAGCAGGAGGCGGCUAUGGAUGAGUGA
This is a messenger RNA of Rangifer tarandus platyrhynchus (Svalbard reindeer), 1305 nucleotides long. The record is from the annotation of a GenBank genome assembly. Lineage: Eukaryota; Metazoa; Chordata; Mammalia; Artiodactyla; Cervidae.